CCAGUAGCAGUAAUGAAGGCGCGUACGUCGUACAGCUGGUGUUGGAGGACUUUGCCAGGCAGAUCAUCACCCUGACUCAAACCAGUGGGGUGCAGACGACCAUAAACACCAACGUCGCUAUCAGCAAAAUACCUGUCCAGUUUGCUUUGAGGGUGGAUCCUGUGGUGCCAUCGUGCACAGAGGGAAUCUAUCUGCCCAAAUUCCUGCCUCCAACCCCGGCCAACAGAGCUCGGCUGUACACCCCCGUCAAUCAGUCCCUGGAAAUCAGCAUCAGUGCCGAGGCAACCAUCUCCACGAUCUCUGAGCUGCUGUUCAGCGGGCCGCACAACAUAAACGAGACGAAAUCAGGAGCCGGACGCUUCACCCUGAGAUGGACGCCGUCUGAAAACGAAGAUGGAGAAAGCCACCCCGUCUGUUUCGUCGUCCAGGCAGUUAACAAUUCAGUCAAGUAUCACUCUGAGCUCCGAUGUGUCAUUGUGAGUGUUGGAAACGAUCCAACAGAAACCACAACCAUUCCGACAACAACUACCCCACUAACCACAACAACCACUCCGACAACAACUACCCAACUAACCACAACAACCACUCCGACAACAACUACCCCACUAACCACAACAACCACUCCGACAACAACUACCCCAAUAACCACAACAACCACUCCGACAACAACUACCCCACUAACCACAACAACCACUCCGACAACAACUACCCCACUAACCACAACAACCACUCCGACAACAACUACCCCACUAACCACAACAACCACUCCGACAACAACUACCCCACUAACCACAACAACCACUCCGACAACAACUACCCCAAUAACCACAACAACCACUCCGACAACAACUACCCCACUAACCACAACAACCACUCCGACAACAACUACCCCACUAACCACAACAACCACUCCGACAACAACUACCCCACUAACCACAACAAUCAUGAUUACACCAAAUACAACAACCACACAAAAUACAACCACAAUUCCCUCAAUAACUACCCCACUAACUACAACCAUCACUACACCAAAUACAACCAACAUAAUUCCAUCAAUAACUACCCCACUAACUACAACCGUCCUCACUACACCAAAUACAACAAUCAACACACAAAAUGCAACCAUAAUUCCCCCAACAACUACCCCACUAACUACAACAACCAUAACUACACCAAAUACAACAACCACCACACAAAAUACAACCACAAUUCCCUCAACAACUACCCCACUAACUACAACAACCAUAACUACACCAAAUACAACAACCACCACACAAAAUACAACCACAAUUCCCUCAACAACUACCCCACUAACUACAACAACCAUAACUACACCAAAUACAACAACCACCACACAAAAUACAACCACAAUUCCCUCAACAACUACCCCACUAACUACAACAACCAUAACUACACCAAAUACAACAACCACCACACAAAAUACAACCACAAUUCCCUCAACAACUACCCCACUAACCACAACAACCAUGACUACACCAAAUACAACCACCACACAAAAUACAACCACAAUUCCUUCAACAACUACCCCACUAACUACAACAACCAUAACUACACCAAAUACAACAACCACCACACAAAAUACAACCACAAUUCCCUCAACAACAACCCCACUAACUACAACAACUAUGACUACACCAAAUACAACAACCACCGCACAAAAUACAACCACAAUUCCCUCAACAACAACCCCACUAACUACAACAACUAUGACUACACCAAAUACAACAACCACCGCACAAAAUACAACCACAAUUCCCUCAACAACAAGCCCACUAACUACAACAACUAUGACUACACCAAAUACAACAACCACCACAAAAAAUACGACCACAAUUCCCUCAACAACUACCCCACUAACUACAACAACCAUCACUACACCAAAUACAACAACCACCGCACAAAAUACAACCACAAUUCCCUCAACAACAACCCCACUAACUACAACAACUAUGACUACACCAAAUACAACAACCACACAAAAUACAACCACAAUUCCCUCAACAACUACCUCACUAACCACAACAACCAUAACUACACCAAAUACAACAACCACAAAAAAUACAACCACAGUUCCCUCAAUAACUACCCCACUAAAUACAACCAUCACUAAACCAAAUACAACAACCACACAAAAUAUAACCACAAUUCCCUCAACAACUACCUCACUAACCACAACAACCAUGACUACACCAAAUACAACCACCACACAAAAUACAACCACAAUUCCUUCAACAACUACCC
Molecule: messenger RNA, 2262 nt
Organism: Sebastes umbrosus (honeycomb rockfish)
Lineage: Eukaryota; Metazoa; Chordata; Actinopteri; Perciformes; Sebastidae
Product: GATA zinc finger domain-containing protein 14-like
Exons: 5
Coding region: 467-2131 (554 amino acids)
Source: RefSeq, a predicted model, not a curated record